Molecule: messenger RNA, 2904 nt
Organism: Taeniopygia guttata (zebra finch)
Lineage: Eukaryota; Metazoa; Chordata; Aves; Passeriformes; Estrildidae
Gene: SCN4B
Product: sodium voltage-gated channel beta subunit 4
Biological process (GO): regulation of ventricular cardiac muscle cell membrane repolarization; regulation of sodium ion transmembrane transporter activity; cardiac muscle cell action potential involved in contraction
Cellular component (GO): plasma membrane; voltage-gated sodium channel complex
Molecular function (GO): sodium channel regulator activity; transmembrane transporter binding
Source: RefSeq, a predicted model, not a curated record
CGGGGGCGGCCAGAGCCGGGCGCUGCGGGCAGCAGGGACCGCUCCGCUCCGCUCCGCGCCGCUCCGCGCUGCAGCCAUGGCCCCGGGCUCGCCCGCCGCUCGCCGCCGCGCCGCGCCGCGCCUGCUGGCCGCGCUCCUGGGUUUGCACAUCUUCGCCAUUGCCUUCGCCUUGGAGGUGUCGGUGGGGAAGACCAACACGGUGACGGCUCUGAACAACUCCAAUGUCCUGCUGCCCUGCGUCUUCACCACCUGCAUAGGCUUCCAGGACCUGGUCUUCACAUGGUAUUUCAACUCCACAGAGCUGAUUUACCACGGCAAGAUAAAGAACAAAGCCACGGAGCCCACCCCCGUCUGGCACAACCCGCGGGUGGAGUUUGUCGGCUCCACCACCAAGAAGGACAACAACAUCUCCAUCGUGCUGAACAACGUGGAGUUCAGCGAUGCUGGCAAGUACACCUGCCACGUCAAGAACCCCAAGGAGAAGAACGCCCAGCACAACGCCACCAUCUUCCUCACCGUGGUCCAUAAGAUGGUGAAGACGGACAACACUGUGACGCUCAUCAUCGUGGGCGUGGUGGGGGGCCUCAUCGGCCUCCUCAUCCUCUUCAUGCUCAUCAAGAGGGUGGUCCUGUUCAUCAUCAAGAAGACGCAGGAUGGGAAGAAGGAGUGUCUGGUGAGCUCGUCGGGGAACGACAACACCGAGAACGGCCUGGCCGGCUCCAAGGCGGAACAAAAAGCACCACCAAAGGCAUGAACGAAGCAGCGGCGCCCCGCGCCCGCCUCGCCCCGCCGUGGGAGCCCGGGCACGGGACGGGCAUCCUCUUUUGUUUUCUUUCCGAACUGCCAGCGCUUGAGACAUGUUUCUAUUACACACGUGCCUGCAACCUGCACUGCUUCUCGGACAGGGCUGCGGCUGCCGGGGGGACUGGGAGCUUCUCGCGGACUCGGACUGGGAGGCUGCUGGGGCACGGGGAGCCGCCGGCUCCGCUCUGAGCACAGGCAAGAACAGGGUGCGGGGCAGGGUGGGUGCCGUGCCCGGGUCGGGUGCUGGGCACCGGGGGUCCCGGUGUGCCCGGAGGAUGGAGCGUGGGGUGACCCUCUGGGUGCUGGCGGUGCUGAGCUGGGGUGGCUGGGAGCUGCUGCUGCAUCCAGGAGGUUUCUGGAGCAGGGCAGGGAUGCUCGGAGCCGGCGGUGCAGAUGGAGUGGCACAGGGAGGAAGCAGGGCUGUGAUAAGCACACUGGAUAACCACAUCAGUGACAGACUGUGCCUCGGUUUCCCCCACAGCAGGGCUGGGGAGGUGGCCGUGUCCCAGAACCAUCCCUGGGAGCAGGGGGGCUUCUCCCCAGGCAGCCAUGCCGGGAGCUCUCCCUGGCUUUGUGCUGCCCCCUCCCCUCUCUCUGGAGCUCAGAGAUGCUUUUGAUGCUGGUGCCAAGGCUGAAGUCGUUACCUGGAUGUUUCUGUACGAGAUUCCAGGGGGAAAGCAGCCAAUUGCGUUUCCCUUCUGCCCUGGCAGGGAGGCAGCUCAGCCAAGCCCUGGCGAGGGGAGCCAGGCCGGGGCUGUGCCACCGGCCUGCUGGGCAACCCUGGGCAAGUUGCUCUGCCUCUCCAUGCCUCAGUUUCCCCAUCUGUAAAAUGGGGACAAAAAUACUGCUCUACCUCACGGGGUGGGUGUGAGGUUUCCUUGGCUGUGAUGGUGAAGUGCUCUGGGAUGAGGGGUGCUGCAGAAAGCCUGGGGGGCUCUGUGAGUGGACUCACAAGGAUGUGAGACACGAAGUGAGCGAGCUACAUCUGAAGUGGACAAUUUCCUUUACAAUGUGAUUUGUUCCCUUUUUCUCCAAUUUGUGGGUGUCUGACAGUGAAGCUGCAGGACAGGCAGCUCCCCUGCCCCCAUGGUAAACUGGGAUUCACAGGUGAGCCAUGGCUUGCUGUGGAGGUUUGUGCCCUGGCAGAGGUGCUGGAGCGGGAGGUAGGCGAGGAUUUGGUGGCCAAGGUGACGAGGAAAGGCUGGGUGCUGCUUUCUCUGGAGAUGCUGGUGCACAGCGGGCUGGUCACCCCAGGCUGGGCCCGGGGGCACCCACUGGAGCAGGGCUGUGUGCCUGGGACAGGUAUUGGCACCUGGCCCUUAGCAGGUCCCCUUGGCUGUUGAUAAGACAGGCAAGUGGGAGUCGGGAUCCCGAUCCUCUCUCUGGGGGUCUGAGGGACCUCAGACCAACUCAGCACCUCUCUGUGCUUCAGUGUCCCCACUGUGGGCUGGGGGCAGUGAGUGUGAGCUGCCUCUCAGCUCUGCCCCAGCCCCGGCGCGGAAGGCGCUCUGGUGCCAGGCGUUGUGACACGCCAGGAGGAGCCUGAGACCUCCCAGUCACCCCAAGAGACCCCUGGCCCGUCCUUGGAGGAGCCCUCCCGCGGGGGAGGACAGCGAGGUGAGGAAGGGAGUUUUUUAAAGACUAUUUUUAGCCGUCCUAACCUGUUGGCCUUUUUUAGCCGGCGCGUGGACGCAGCGCCACUUCCUGCCGGAUAUGCAAUGCUGCACUAUGCAUGGAUUUCUCCUCUGGCUUGGUGGGAAACGGCCACAUGAGCAGUUUUAGGGAUGUAACCCCGUGUGCACGCAGGGCUCUGGGGGUGCUGGCUGCCCCGGGGGCUUGUGCCAGCACCGAGGGGUCCCUGCUGUCACCGGGGCUUUGGGGGGGCUGCAGAGGCAUUUUGGGGAGGGGUCACCCUGGGGGUGUGUGCUGCCACGGACACGUGUGUGUGUGUCCCAGGACACGUAAAGCUGCGUGGGAGGAAGCUGCGUGUAAGCACAGGGGUGUGCGCCGGGCUGGUGAUGACUUACAGCACAUCUUUGCACUGUAGAGGUUUAGUUAGCUUUGCCUUGAAUGAAAUAAAGUUUAUGUUUACUAGAGAAA